Messenger RNA from Grus americana (Whooping crane), 8532 nucleotides. It is a transcript of the gene COL22A1, whose product is annotated as collagen type XXII alpha 1 chain. NCBI's taxonomy places the organism in Eukaryota, Metazoa, Chordata, Aves, Gruiformes, Gruidae. The transcript has 65 exons. Bases 334 to 5178 code for a protein of 1614 amino acids. The record is from RefSeq and is a predicted model, not a curated record.
GGGUGGGUGAACAGAGGAUGCAGCCUUUUGCCCAUCCCCGCCCUGUCACCACCACGUCCCUGUAAGCGCGUGUGUGCGCACGGGGUGCUCAGGAGUGUCCGUGUGUCCGUGUGUCCGUGCGUGUGCUCCUGGCCCUGCACGCCCAUCGCCACAACUCGUCCCCGCCUGGGCUGACAACCCUGCAGAGCGCACCUCGGCUGCGUGCUGAGUGCGGCUCCGGAGCCGGGCACCAGUUACCACGUCGGGUGGUGCUGUGUUUGUGCAGGUUACGGAUUGGAUUUCUAGCAAGCUUCUCACCACAGUGAAAAGACAAGCUGAUGUGAGAAAGGAGCUAUGUCCGUUACGGGAAGAUGCCGCGUGCCCCAUCUCCUGGUUCUUCUCACACUCGCGUUCGGCGGGGAGCGGAUUGAGGCACAAAGAGCAGGUUGCAAGAAUGUUCACUAUGACCUUGUCUUCAUCUUGGAUGCCUCCUCCAGCGUCGGAAAAGAAGAUUUUGAAAAAGUUCGGCAGUGGGUGUCUAAUUUGGUGGAAACUUUUGAGAUUGGCCCAGACAAAACCCGUGUAGGUGUGGUGCGAUACAGUGAUCGUCCAACCACAGAGUUUGACCUGGGAAAAUACAAAACCCGUGAGGAAAUCAAAGAGGCUGCACGAAAAAUUAAGUAUUAUGGAGGUAAUACGAACACUGGAGAUGCUCUGAGAUACAUCAACACCUACAGUUUUUCCAAAGAAGCUGGUGGGAGACUUAGUGAUCGAACUGUUAAAAAAGUGGCUAUCCUUCUGACUGAUGGAAGGAGCCAGGAUUAUGUCUUGGAUCCAGCCACUGCAGCCCAUCAGGCUGGGAUUAGGAUCUUUGCUGUGGGUGUUGGCGAAGCCUUAAAAGAGGAACUUGAUGAGAUUGCUUCAGAACCUAAGUCUGCUCAUGUGUUUCAUGUCUCCGAUUACAAUGCCAUUGACAAAAUUCGGGGGAAGCUGAGAAGACGUCUCUGUGAAAAUGUCCUGUGUCCAAAUGUCCAUGUGGAAGGAGAUCGAUUCAAACACACCAAUGGGGGGACUGAUGAGAUUCCAGGAUUCGACCUGAUGGAUUCGUUCAGUGUGAAACAGAUUUUUGGAAUGAAAGAAAAUGGAAUUCAGAGUGCUUAUGUACGACUUGGAAGCUUCCCUGUUGUUCAGAAAACUGAGGAUGUAUUUCCACAAGGUCUGCCUGAUGAAUAUGCCUUUGUAACUACCUUCAAAUUCCGGAAGGCUUCCAGGAAAGAAGACUGGUAUAUUUGGCAGAUUAUUGACAAGUACGGCAUACCACAGGUUUCAAUCCGACUGGAUGGAGAGAACAAAGCUGUGGAGUACAAUGCCAUUGGGCUCACCAAGGACGCCGUGAGAGUGGUCUUCCGAAAUGCACGAGUCAGUGAUCUUUUUGACCGCAGCUGGCACAAAAUUGCCCUCAGCAUUCAGUCAAAGGCUGUCUCACUUUACAUAGACUGCAGACUGGUGCAGAUGCUACCUAUUGAAGACAGGGAAAAUAUUGACAUUCAAGGAAAGACUGUGAUUGGCAAACGCUUGUAUGACAGCGUCCCCAUUGAUUUUGAUCUUCAGCGGAUGGUUAUUUACUGUGAUUCUCGGCAUGCUGAACUGGAGACCUGCUGUGACAUUCCCUCUGGACCAUGCCAGGUCACGGUCCUGACGGAAGCACCUCCCCUGGAAUUGAGGCCCACUGUUGGCAACGAGCAAGUUGGCCACCUCAAGACUGUCAACUGCUCCUGUCCUGCUGGACAAAAGGGGGAGAGAGGUCCAACUGGCCCUGAAGGUCCUAAAGGUCAAAAGGGAGAAAGUGGCAGCCAAGGGCUUGCUGGACUCAGAGGAGAAAAAGGAGAGUCAGGCAGAGCCUAUGGCAGAGGAGAAAAAGGAGAAAAGGGUGAAGAAGGUUCCCCUGGCUUUCCUGGACUGAAAGGGGAUAAAGGAGAAAAGGGGUCCCUGGGCUCACCUGGCCCCCCUGGGAAGGAUGGAGCGAAAGGAGAAGCCGGUGAACCAGGACAGCCAGGAGCAUUUGGACUGCCUGGGCCAGCAGGUCCAAAGGGAUCCGAGGGAAAACAGGGUCCUCCAGGAAUUAAAGGCUAUGUUGGAGCACCGGGUCUACAAGGAGAAAGAGGAGAAAAGGGAACACGAGGAGACAAGGGAGAACGAGGCCUUGAUGGGUUGCCUGGAAAGCCGGGUGUGGAGGGGAAACAGGGCCCUGCUGGCAGCCCGGGCCCUCCAGGUACCAGUGGGACCAAAGGAGAAAAGGGUGAACCAGGACUUCCAGGAUUGCCUGGCUCUUCAGUGCAUACUGAAGGCCUAAAAGGAGAGCAAGGAGAGCCUGGGCCACGAGGACCACAAGGCCAACCUGGACUUCCUGGACCACCGGGAGAGGCUGGUCUGGAAGGCAAGCCUGGAGUCCCUGGUUUACCAGGUCAAAGGGGUAAAAAGGGAGAACCUGGAUUCCCAGGAAUCAACGGUCUGAUUGGUCCUCAGGGACCUCCAGGGCCCCCAGGCAUUGCUGGACCUCCUGGACCACCUGGAACACCAGGACUGCCAGGAGAAAUGGGAGUUUCUGGUAAAACUGGACCACCAGGACCAGCUGGGUUGCCUGGCAAAGAUGGAUUCAAUGGGCUUCCUGGGCUUCCAGGUCAAAAGGCAAAACAAGGGGAAAAGGGUGAGGAAGGCUUUCCUGGAAAAGCUGGCCCUAAGGGUGAACCGGGGAGCCGUGGCCAACCUGGUGAGCAGGGUGAAGCAGGUCUUCCUGGUCUUCAGGGUUUACCUGGACUGAGAGGAGAAAAAGGAGACCAGGGAGAAAAAGGAAAAGAUGGUUUCCCAGGAUUGAAAGGCGAAAGAGGAGAAAAGGGUGACACGGGUUCCCCUGGACCACCAGGCUUACCUGGAACAACAGCCUUCUUCACCCCACACCCUAGGAUUCCUGGUGAACCUGGACCAAAAGGGGAGAAAGGAGAUCGAGGAACGAGCGGCGAACCUGGAUUACCUGGGGUCCCAGGUGAACAGGGUGUCCCAGGACCUGCAGGACUACAGGGCACAAAGGGGCAGAAAGGAGCCCAAGGUGAAGCCGGAGCUUCUGGAGAGACUGGUGUGCCUGGACCAGCAGGGCCCCCAGGUCCAAGAGGCUUGCCAGGAAAUGUGGGUGUGCCUGGAGACCCUGGAUUACCGGGAAAGGAGGGAGCAAAGGGGGAAAAGGGUGAUCCUGGAAAAGAAGGAGAAGUGGGUUUACCUGGGCCUGCUGGUGAGCCAGGGCCUGCUGGAGAGCCAGGUUUGCCUGGUAAGGGUAAAGAUGGAGAACAGGGGCAAAGAGGCCCGCCAGGCUUGCCAGGACCCUUUGGACAUAAGGGUGAGAGAGGACCUCCUGGCCUCCCAGGACAGCCAGGAGACAGAGGUGUGCCAGGAAUCGGGCUGGCUGGACCCCCUGGCCCUGUGGGACCCCCAGGAGACAAAGGGUCAUUGGGUCCCCGUGGUGUACCUGGUAUCCCUGGACCACAGGGGCCUCCUGGCCAGGAUGGUCUACCUGGAAAUCCAGGAGAAAGGGGACCUCCUGGAAAACCAGGUUCCUCACCCCUACUGUCUCCAGAGGACAUAAAUCUCUUAGUAAAGGACGUGUGCACUGAAUGCCCUCCUGGCCCACCAGGACUGCCAGGCAUCCCAGGUUUCAAAGGCGAUAAAGGUCUUCGAGGACCACCAGGUAGAGAUGGCCAGGAUGGGAAAAUGGGGAGUGCUGGUCCCAGAGGUCCUGCAGGCCCACCUGGACUGGAUGGCCCAAAGGGUGCCAAAGGAGACCGUGGUAUGACUGGGGAUGCAGGAGAAAAAGGUGAACAGGGCCACCCUGGAAUGCCCGGCUUCUCAGGGGCUCCUGGAAACCCUGGUCCGCCUGGACCAGAUGGAGCACCAGGACCAAUAGGACCAGCAGGAAACCCAGGAGACAUAGGUAAAGAUGGCCCUCCAGGUCCACAGGGCCCACCAGGGUUGCCUGGACUUCCAGGCAUUGCUGGGAAUGAUGGCAAAGAUGGCAAGCCAGGAUCCCUUGGGGAACCGGGAAAGCCUGGAGAACCAGGGCUCCCAGGCCAGGAGGGUGCCAGAGGCUUACCGGGUUUCAAAGGACAGAGAGGAGAUACAGGUCCCCCAGGUCCCCGGGGGGAGCCAGGUGCGACAGGUCCCACUGGGCGUGAGGGGCCACCAGGCAAGGAUGGUGAUACCGGUCCCAUAGGACCACAGGGCCCUCGAGGACUCAGAGGGCAGCCGGGCAAGAAUGGAUCACCUGGAUCUGCGGGAGAACCUGGCCCAGCAGGUAACCCAGGCCCUAAAGGAAAUAAAGGAGAAAACGGCAACCCAGGACUCCCUGGCUUCAUAGGACCCCGAGGACCACCUGGCGAACCAGGAGAGAAAGGUCCUCCCGGGAAAGAGGGUGCACCAGGGAAACCAGGUGAAAUCGGCUCCAAAGGAGAGAGGGGAGAGCCUGGCAUCAAAGGCGAAAAAGGCCCUCAAGGAGAAAAGGGCCCUCCAGGUGAUCCUGGGAUACCUGGUCAUAAAGGCCAUCCAGGACUGAUGGGUCCCCAUGGACCCCCAGGAGACACGGGGCAAGUUGGACCUCCCGGUCCCCCAGGACAGCCAGGAUUUCCAGGACCAAGGGGGGAACCCCCAUCUCUAGAGACUUUGAGAAGGCUCAUCCAAGAGGAGUUAGCCAAGCAGCUAGAUGCAAAGUUAGCCUAUCUCCUGGCUCAGAUACAGCCUACACAUGUAAAAGCAUCCCAUGGCAGACCAGGACCUCCUGGUCCCCCCGGGAAGGAAGGACUCCCAGGAAGAACUGGCCCUCCAGGAGAGCCUGGCCGGCCUGGACAGACUGGGUCUGAAGGGCCACCUGGACCGAUUGGUCCCAAAGGCGAAAGAGGAGCAAAGGGUGAGAAAGGAGACACUGGCAUUGGCCAACGAGGGGAAAUAGGUCCUCCGGGAAUUCCAGGCCUCCCAGGGGAGCCUGGGUAUGCCAAAGAUGGGAUGCCAGGACCACCUGGCCCUCAAGGUGAAGCUGGGGUACCUGGUCUCACGGGCCCACAGGGACCUCCAGGAGCCAACGGACAGUGUGACCCCACUCAGUGCGCUUACUAUGCAAGCUUGGCUGCCAGACCCGCCAACGUCAAAGGGCCAUAGCGUGCAGGGAGUAUCCCCAGACUUGUCUCUAAAACUUGAAUUCAUCACAUCUGCCAAGAGCUCUCAGAUGUCUUCAACUGUCUUUCUUUCAUGGGAGGCCUUCUAAAGCCAACAAAUGCUGCCGGUCGGUCAGAUUAUUUUUAUGAAUUAUAAUUAUUAUUAUUAUUAUCUUUGAUGUGAUAUGUGAAUUUGUUUUUGUUUUCUCUAACAUCAGGGCAUAUUAAAACAUUAAAAAUAGGUGUUUUUUUUCCUCUUUUGAAGAGCAUAUAAUAUUAAUGCAUUGUGUAUCUUCUUAUGCAAAACCAUUCCAAUGCCAAAAUUUUUGUCUGUUAUCUGAUUAAUUCUUUCCAUAGCUUUACCCCUCACCCUUGAAACCCAAAUCAAAUCUCGCAGCCCAGGGCAUUAACUGUGAGACACAGGCUGAUUGCAGGAUUGUUGUUUCUAUCUGCCAUCCACAUGGAAGGGAGGUAGGCAAAGCCAUGCCAAAGCUGGAAAAGAGGUCUCCAGUACACUCAACUCACAAUGGACAGAUGGUUAUGAACAGUCAGUUUGUGUUUCCCAGAAGACUCCCUGUUAAAUUUAACCUUCUUCUACCCAUAAGUUAACUCUGUCCUGUAGGAGCUACAUUUUAUGGGACUGUGUGGGAUCUGACAGCAAGGCCUGAACAGACCACAGAGAUGAUCUAAACCUCCUCACUGCUCCCUGUGCAAGAGCUUCAGUACUCAGAGGGUUUGGUUCUACCAGAUGGAACUUAUCUUCCUUCUAUCAGGGAGAUGCCUCUGCAAAAAGCUUCGAUGCUGUCCUCUGUCAGCUCAGGGUUGCCGAAUCCCUUGUUCAUUGUCAGCACACACACAGCUCCCUACCACUGCUUCACCCCAAAAAAAUCAGCCAGAGCAGCAUAGAAAUUCACCUGGUAUUAAAAAUCUCAGGAAGCCAAGUUUUGACCCAACUUCACUGUUUCGGAUGAUCCACUAUGACAAUAACUUGGCAAGGUCAUGUUUUAAAGGGUAGGUGAGAAGCUGUUUUCCCCUGUCAGCUAAUUGCCAAAGUCAACCUGAGAAUGCAAAGAGAAAGUAAAGAGGGGAUGGAGUCUGAAAACACCUUCACAAUAGGUCAUUUGUGAGUUUAACCCUCUGACCAAGACAAGUCCACACACAAAGGUGGGGAUCUGAGAGGUGAUCAGGCCUUGGAUAUAUGUGCUGGCCAGCAAAGCAGCUGCAUUUUCAAAACUCUUCUGCACAAAGCAGUUUGUAGUGAGAGAUCGGAGUAACGAACCUGACACAGGCACUAACUGCAGAAUGUGUUUGGAAAUCUCUUCGGGUCUUUUGGAGACGGAAAAGAGGCACCCUGCCCUGCUGGCACGUUCACCAUAUGGCAUGGUGCUUCCAAGCUGGCUAAGCUGAGCAGAAGCCACAGCUGUCUAUAAGCACCCCAGAAUCAGACCCUGAAGCUAAAGCCCAGAGAUAAUAAUUUGCCAGCCUUGGAGUCUUUUUCUCACCCACUAGCAGAUAAAAUUUGCCUCUGUUUUACUGAAAAACGAAAUUAAAUAACAUGUUCAUAUGCCAGGGUUAAACAGUCUUUACUGUGUAGCUCUCAGUGGUGCUAUUUUUGCUAUUUCCUAUGCAAAUAAACUCUUUGAUUUGAUUUUACUGUGUUUCUUGCUAUGGAAAGACCAAUCAAAGUGAAAAUAUGAAGUGAAAAGCUGACCGCUUUUAAGUAACUCUCAAUGGUAUAUCUGUUACUGUUCUACAUCUUAGGUCAGCUUGCUGUAUUUCAGUAUUCAGCAAGCAUGCUGAUCACAUUGUAUUUAACAUCACCACUUUUUCCUAGUCCAGGCUGAGAUUUCAUCCCUCCAGUGGUGAGGCAGAACAGGUUUUCUACGCCCAACAUGACACAAGCCAUUGUUUUGAAGAAAUGCAAUGGCAAUGAGCAGGUUUUUAUGAAGGUCAAUCAUGUUAACUGGGCUGCGUUAAUGUGACAUUUAAUUCCUGUCGUGAUGGUGACUCCUUGGCCUCUGUACCUUAUCUCUCAUCAUGUGUGUCUCCAGUGCACCAUGAGCAGGGUAGGUACAUAACGACGUUCUGUUGUUAAACGAAUUUCAGGGUCUUUCACCCCUGUGAGAUGGUGCAGUGGUAUCCAGUUGAAGGAGAUCUAGGGUUUUUUUCAGAUAACUCUUUCAUUUGAAUGUCUGUUGGAGCCAUUGCCCAGAGUCAGCGUUAGGAACAUGAGGGAUGCACCUGUAUCUUUAAUAGCAAUUAAAAGAUCUGCAUGGGUUAGGCACAGACUACAGCUCUGCAACUUCUCCACCCAGAAAAGGGGACACAGCCUAAUUCCCUUUGCUCCAGCAUACUCCCUAGCAUAUGCCUGUCUGUUCAGUCUGUUCCUGGACACACCCCAGACCGUUUCUGUGCCCUGAAUUCAGUGGGUGCCAUCUCCCAGCUUUUUCUUAAAGCUCAUUUUCUCUCCAGCCAGUUAAUUGGCAUUUACCAAGCGUAAUCUGCCGCUAGUGAGAGGAGCACGAGACACAUGCUGCAGACCUAGACCAAGACCUGGGUUUAUAGCCACCCAGUUUCUAUGGGUCAUCAUAGGCAGGCUCCUAUAGCUGCCACCUCUUUCAGAAGCCAGCCCUGUAUUAAUGUGCCUAAAAAGUCACCUGCAAUAAAAGGUAAGAAAGGAGGGUGUAUUUGCAGGAUUUCUGCCCUGCAAGCCCAAACACCAAAAGCUGCAGCAGUUUUUGCCUCAGCCUGUUCAUGCAUAUUUGCAGUCUUUGGAAAAGUGGCCAGAGAUUACUGUCCAAAUUAGGUCUGCCAUCUGGGCAGGCAGCAAACCUACAAGUACAGCCCUGGGCAUGGUCAGGAGCUGCCCUCCAGAAAACGCAGAUGCCUCUGUGCCUGAGCAGGUGACUGGGUGUGCUGGAAGGUGACAGGCAGACGUGUAUUGUCUGUCCAGCAUCUUGCAAGGUGACCAUGCAGGCAGGAGGUGGCAGAUAGAGCAGAGGCAGUGCUGAUGGCCUCUCCCCUAAUCGCUCUUGAGUGAGGGAGGGCUGUGGCUUUUGCAUCUCAAUAUUCUUGUCUCAGCAACAAAGCGCUUGGUACAUCACCCUAAAGUCUGUUCACUGAGUCUGAGGUUUAAACCCAGGAAUAUGCUGAUAUUUUUGUUGGAUUUUUUUUUUUUUUUGGCUGGUCCUGUGGUAAGUGAGGAUAUACUGUUAAAAUUGCAUUAGAGGGCCAGAAAAUGUAUUAUUUACAUAUCAAAAAGGUGCUAAUGUCACAUGGGGUUUAUGGGUGGUUUUGGUUUUUUUAAAUCAAGUGUGUAAAUUAUUGCAAUUAUAGCAAACAGACCAUUAUUCCAUUA